UUGUUUACUCUUUGUAAUUUAGUGAUAGUCACAGUUUAGUCACAGUGUAAUACAUACAGUCACGUCCCUCUCUGGUAUAAAAGUUGUAACAGUUUGACAGCUGGAGCAGCACUAGCGCUCUAAGUGGCGUCAGUGAAUUACGAACAGACAUGAAUUACCGUGAAAUACGUGUAAAAACAGCCGAAUCACACUGAUCAACGACAUAAGCUGCAACUUAUUCAUAAAGAAAUACUUCCCAGUAUUUGUAUAUUUGAAGUUUAUUCUCCUGAAAACGAGAGACUAUAAACACAUAUUUCAUGCAUGAGAAGCUUUGUCAAAACUUUAUGUGCUGUACUCGCAAAAAGCACUUUAUCAUGAAAGUUGAAUGUGGCGGCAACAGAGGCGGCCGUGGCCCAGUGGCGGCAACAUUCAUUAUCUUUGGGCUGACUUAGUAAACAAAGAUGAGUGGUAAAGUGGACUGGUUUGAGUACGUAGAAGGAAGAAAGACUGCGAAGGUUUGUGUAUAUAUAUGAUUUGGUAGUGUUAGUUAUGACGACAAUCGCCCAUCAGUUCUCAGAACUGUACGAGUCGUACAGGCAAUGGGUUUGCAACAAUCCACAAGUCGCAGGUGAUGUUGAAUCGACUGUCAAAUGGGUUUCCUAUUUUGUAGCAGGCAGAAUCAGCCACUCCAGUGUACUUUCUGAACUGAUAUACUCUGUGUCGAACUUACUGGUGCUUUUCAAUGACCGUAUCAUUCAUAAUUCGACAUGUAAGAUUAAAGGGGGACCUGCAGACAGGUUGAAGAUAUGGCUGACAGUCAUAGAAUAUUCAGAGGUUUUUAUUGAAGUAGCGGCAAGACGCCGUUAUGGAUCAAGAGGAAAAUGGACAGUGGCUGUCAUUCUGCAGCUUAUAAAAUGUGCUGCUAAACUGCAUCUCCUCUUUAAUUAUAAAGAACAUGUGAUACAAAAUCCACCAGUUCCUCCUGUAAGACGUAAAACCAUUGAAGAGGAGAAAAUUAGGAAAGAAGAAAAGUGGAAACUGGAGUCAAUGUCUUUUGCUCUGAAAAGGUCAGGGAGGCUUAUAAGGAAGGUUCAGGGCGCUCCUCCAAUUCAUUUGAGAGACUGGAAGCCACUUAAAUCAGUGCCAGAGAAUGGGAUAUAUGAACAGAAUAGCCACAGUAUUAGAGAAGUUCUGAAGAAGGAGACAAUAAUAGCGGAGGUUGUGUAUAUUGUUAAGCCUCUGUUGCAUCUUUACGCAAUGUGGCGCCAUGGGCCCAAAUCCUGGAAACCAUGGCUCAUUUCACUGCUUGUUGAUGUUGUCAGCUUGUGUGCAUACAGGAAGACAGUGCACAAACUUACAAGACAGCAGCGCAUGGAGGUGUCACGCCGUGCCUUUGCUCUCGUCCUGUACAUACUACGCUCACCUUUUUAUGAGGCUCACAGCCGGGAUCGUAUACAAUCUUUCCUGCAUGCAAUGUCGGAGACAGUUCCCUUGACAGGCAUCUUGUGCAGACCUCUUGCACAGUACCUUCCUGUUUGGCAGGAUACAUAUUUCUAUGUGUGGUCCUCAUAGGUGGUGUUUCUUGUGGUGCACCUGUGAUCUUAUUUUGUGUGAUUAUUUCAGACUGUAUGUGGUGGGUAUUGUUACGGGAUAUUAUGGGCUCUUACUAAUAAGCCAGUGAGUGAUUGUGAAUGUACAUCGCACUGCAAAAAGUUAUUUGUUUUAUACUAUCUUUUAUAAUAGAUAUACAUUUAGCAACAAUUCAGUAGAAAGAUCUAAAGUAACUAUAUAGACUGUUACUAGUUUAAAGACCAUUACUACUUAAAUUGCUCAACUGUGAUAAGUAUAAACCCCAGACAUUUAUUUGUUGAGCAUAUUUCUUUUUCUACUGUCAUUCUGACCAUUUUUAUUUUGUAGUCCAAAUUUGUAAUAAGGAAUAAAUAAAAGUGUAAGAACUA
Schistocerca gregaria is the source of this 1937-nucleotide messenger RNA. RefSeq names its product peroxisomal membrane protein PEX16-like. Bases 529 to 1551 code for a protein of 340 amino acids. The transcript is spliced from 8 exons. Gene Ontology annotation, cellular component: peroxisomal membrane. Gene Ontology annotation, biological process: peroxisome organization. The record is from RefSeq and is a predicted model, not a curated record. NCBI's taxonomy places the organism in Eukaryota, Metazoa, Arthropoda, Insecta, Orthoptera, Acrididae.